UGAGUCUUCCUUCGCAUCACCAAUAGUUGUCGUACGGAAAAAGAAUGGAGAUGUACGCCUCUGCGUGGAUUAUAGGAAACUAAAUAUGCAAACGAUCCGGGAUGUAUAUGCACUUCCAAAUUUGGAGGAGUCAUUCUCAGCACUUGCAGGAUCACAGUGGUUUUCUGUGAUGGAUUUGAAGUCCGGAUAUUAUCAGGUAGAAAUGGAAGAGGAAGAUAAGUCCAAAACAGCCUUCACUUGCCCAUUAGGUUUUUGGGAGUUUAAUCGGAUGCCUCAAGGCAUUACAAAUGCUCCCAGCACUUUCCAACGCCUUAUGGAAAGAUGUAUGGGAGACAUUCAUUUGAAAGAAGUUCUCGUUUUCUUGGACGAUUUAAUCGUUUAUUCUGACACAUUGGAAGAGCAUGAAAGUAGGCUCGUCAAUGUGUUAGGACGUCUCAGAGAGUAUGGACUGAAAUUGUCUCUUGACAAAUGUAAAUUCUUCCAGACUGAGGUACGUUACUUGGGACACAUUGUGUCAAGAGAAGGUGUUAAAACAGAUCCUGAAAAAAUUAGAGCACUAAAGACCUGGCCGAGACCCCAAAAUUUAAAGGAACUAAAGUCUUUCCUUGGAUUUUCAGGAUAUUACAGACGUUUCAUUAAAGACUACUCAAAGUUCGUCAAACCACUGACCAACCUCACAGCUGGUUACCCGCCUCAGCACAAGGGGAUUAAGGUAGCUACUGGUGGCCAGUACUUUAAUACCAAAGAGCCUUUUAAUGAGCGUUGGAGCCAAGAGUGUCAGGAAGUGUUUAAGACCAUUAUUGACAGGUUAACUUCUGCUCCCAUUCUUGGCUUUGCUGACUCCAAGUUACCUUACACUUUGCACACAGAUGCUAGCACUACUGGGUUGGGCGCAGCAUUGUACCAGGAGCAGGAUGGCCAAACCCAUGUAAUUGCUUAUGCAAGCAGAGGGUUAAGUCACAGCGAAUCAAGGUACCCAGCCCAUAAGCUUGAAUUUUUAGCCCUUAAAUGGGCUAUUGUGGAAAAGUUUCAUGACUAUCUGUAAGGGAGUCAGUUUACAGUAGUCCAUGAUAAUAAUCCACUGACUUACCUACUCACAACAUCCAAGUUGGACGCAGCCACCUAUCGCUGGUUAGCUGCUUUGUCAACUUUUACUUUUAACAUCAAGUACAGGGCAGGCAAACACAACAUGGAUGCUGAUGGUUUAUCCAGAAGACCUCAUGAUGUGUUGGAGGACAAUGGUAUAUCGGAAAGUGAGAGUCAACAAAUCCAGAAAUUGACCUCGCAUCUCUUGACGUCAUCUAGUCCACUGAGAGAAAUCGUUAAAGAGACAGUUGAAGCGACAUGUCAAAAGCAUUUUGUUAGCAAAAACUGUGAGCAAGAUUCUUACCUUGGCUAUGUUGAAUCCUUAUCAAUGUCAUCAGCGGUCCCAGCUAGUUUUGAGGAACAGGACAUUGAGUGUGGUGUUUCACUUCUGCAAAAGUAUAGUCAAGCAGAUCUCAGGAAGCUGCAAAUAGAGGAUCCUAUCAUUAGUCAACUUAUAGAGCUCCUAGAGUCUGAAAAAAGAACAUCUACCAGCUUAAAAGGUAACAAUCCUGAUCUCCAAUUGAUGCUGCGAGAGUGGGACCGUUUUUGGCUGAGAAAUGAUCUCCUGUUUAGAACACGGAUUAGUGAUGGCCAGACAGUUUUCCAGUUAGUGCUGCCUGAAGUAAUUCGACCUAUGGUACUCCAGAAACUGCAUGAUGACAUGGGCCAUUUGGGGAUUGAACGGACUCUUGAUCUUGUCAGGUCCAGAUUUUAUUGGCCUAGAAUGUCUCUGGAAGUUGAGAGGAAAAUUAAAACUUGUGAAAGGUGUGUCAGAAGGAAAGCUCAACCUAAUAAGGCAGCCCCUCUUGUCAACAUAUGCACCACCAGACCCAUGGAACUGGUGUGCAUGGAUUUUUUAUCAUUGGAACCGGAUAGUCGGAACACAAAAGAUAUUCUUGUCAUCACAGAUCACUUUACAAAAUAUGCAGUGGCCAUUCCAACAAAGGAUCAGAAAGCUGUUACAGUUGCCAAGUGUCUGUGGGACCAUUUCCUGACUCACUAUGGAUUUCCUGAGCGACUCCAUAGUGACCAGGGCAGGGAUUUUGAAUCUCAUGUUAUAAAGGAGCUAUGCACCCUCACAAACAUUCGUAAGGUGAGAACAAGUCCUUACCAUCCAAGGGGAAACCCUGUAGAGCGAUUCAAUCGCACCCUCUUGAGUAUGUUGGGUACCCUGCAAGACAAGGAUAAAACUCACUGGCGUGAUUAUGUGAAACCAUUAUCCCAUGCUUAUAAUUGUACAAAGAAUGAGGUUACUGGGUUCUCACCUUAUGAACUAAUGUUUGGUGGACAGCCAAGACUUCCAGUUGACAUUGCCUUUGGGUUACCAGUCAGGGAUUGUAAAACUUCCUCUCAUUCUCAAUACGUGAAGAAUCUGAAAGCCAGGUUAGAGCACAGCUAUAAAAUCGCAAUUCAGAAUGCAAAGAAAGUAGCUGAAAAGAACAAAAAACUCUUUGAUAAGGUUAUCCGAGAAUCCACCUUGGAGGUAGGCGACAGAGUUUUAGUAAGGAACUUUCGCUUGCGUAACAAACAUAAACUUGCUGACCGGUGGGAAUCUACUAUUUACAUUGUGACCAAACAAAUGGGAGACCUGCCUGUGUACUCCGUUAAACCUGAGAGUGCUGAUGAACCGGUACGUACGUUACACCGUGAUCACCUGCUUCCUUGUGGCUUUCUUGCUGAAAUGGAAGAGACAGAGAAUGUAAUCGUUACAGCUAAGAAGCCAAGUACGAGGCAAGAGCGUGUUCAUUCUGACAAACCUGAUUCAGAAGAUGAAGAAGAUUACUGGCAAAAUAUUUCCAUUACACCAACUCCUGCUAGAGAGAGGAUUGGUGGGAUAAUGUGAAGUACCCAGGAAUCAUACUGUCCCAAAUCAGUCUGUUGAAAAGGAUUGGCUGAAAGGAAUUCCACUCCAGCCUGUCCCACGCUCGAUUACAAAAGAACAACCUUUUCCUGCAAAAAAUGUUGUGGAAAGUCAAUGUAAUGAUACGGUUAGUGGUGGAGCUGAAUAUUUGAGUAACUUCCCUUCGGACAGAGUUGAUGAGGGAGAUUCACUUGAGACAUCUGUGAGUAGAGGAACUUAGAAUUUACCUGAACUUCUAAUUGAGCUAGAGAUGCCAGUACAACACAGUCAUCUCGACACUAGUGUUAAUGAACAAACAUCUGAAGUGAUGGAACCUGAAAAUAAUGCUGAAAUACCUCCAAAUGAACCAUCAAGUGAAUGUUCUGUGCGCAGUUCUGAAAGAAUCCGUAAAAGUCCAGGAUUAUUUCAUUACCCAACCUUAGGGAAACCUAUAAUCUCAUUCGCACAGACUUUGCUGGAAGGAUUUAAUCAAGCAGUAAUUGAAACCUUGCUGGAAACACAGGAUGGUACAUUAAGCAACCCUAUGAUCUCAAACUGUGAUGUUGUUUAACAACAUGAAGAGACUCAUGCUGUUUCAGAGGGGGAGGAUGUAACCCCCAUAAGAAGUUCUAAUAGGAAUGUAACUUUUAUCAUUUCUAAGGUUAAUCAUUUAUUAUAUUAUAUUAUAUUAUAUUAUAUUAUAUUGUCACUUAUUAUAUUCCUCCAAUCAUAAUUCUGCAUAAAACCUGAAUUUAGAAAAUCUGCCUAGCAAUUGUUGAGCAGUCCUGAACAGGUAUUUAUGAUUGGUUAAAUAUUUCAAGCUCCGCCCUGCUAUAUACACAGAAUGGGUGUGAGAGAGUGCAGCCGGAGAUUGAGAGGAAGAUUAUGAGCCGUGAACAAUUAAGCUGCUUAAACUUAGCGAAAUUGUCAUUGUUAUUGGUUAAAAUAGUCGAAAAGGAGCAUAGGCACAAGAAAGAGGUGCAGAAGAAUCUUUAUCUGCAUUUUUGUUUUUUUUUGUUUUUGGUAAUGAAAAAACAUUCAUUGAAUCUCGGCCAGGUUUUUGGUUUUUCCCUUGAAUUCUCUCUUCUGGAUAGAAGAUGGUGAGCCACCCAGCUUGAAUUUGGUGAUCUUCAAUUGAUUUGUGCACUCAUGCCUUUUAAUCCAGCACUUUGGUAGGACUGUAUAAUCACAACCUAUGGAUCUCUCCUUCUAGAACUUUGCUUGAUAUUGAACCUAAAGGAACUUUACUUCCUGUGAAUUUGAACACUAAUCUGAGCUCAGCAACGUGAACUGAAUGGACAGAACUGGUGAUCUUUAAUUCAUCAAGUAAUACACGUACACUGAUAACGCACACACACAUUUGUUGUUGUAUUUUUUAUUGUUGUUUAAAUAAUACAAGUUAUCAUUCUGUAUACAAGUUAUUGUGGUUUCUGAUUUCAUUUCAUUUACUGUUGUUUUUUGAUUUUGGGUUUACAGACUAUACUAUAUUAUUAUUCAACCGAACCUAAUGUGUACUUACCAUACCAGGGUUACAUGUGACAUAUUAUACCCAAAGAAUCUUCAUACCGUGAACUACUAGUGAAAUAGAUAGAUAUAAAUGUCUUAUCUAUCUAUCUAUAUGUAAAAUUGGAAACAAAAAUUAUUCAGCAUCUUAUAAAGCACCAUCAUGCAUUGUUUUUUUUUUUUUUUUUUUUUUUUUCUGAAUUGCUAAUGCAACCUUUUCACACCACAGUCUGAACAAAAUGAAGCAUUGCUUGGGAAUUGGUCAACAAAGUAUUGAUGGUAGUGUAAAUAUUGUCAUAAUAACAGUUGUCUGUAGUUUUGGUUUUUUGUAAUCCAUUACGUACAAUCUAUCAAAGUUAUGACAUUAUCAAGACAAAUUUGAUCUGACAGAGUUUAACUCUAAAUUCUUGUCAUAUUUUAUAACCAUUUUUGAAGCAAUAGCAAAUAAACUAUAAUAAUGUGAGAAAUGUUCAAGGUGUCUGAAGAAAUUUUGGUUUGAUUGUAUAUUUAAUUUUUUACAUUGAAGACUAUCCAGUGCUAUUUUACAUUUCAUUAUUUGGUUUCUGUACCUGGACACCUACAAACUUGAAAAAAACGUAAACAUUGUGUAAAUAGCAAAAAUAAAUAAAAAUGAACGAACAUACAAAUUAAAUAAUUUCAAACAGGGCCCACUGGUACAACCAUCACCGGGUCCCCGCUGACCCCAGCUACGUCCCUGACUGUGGGUGUUGAAUACUGUGACCAAACCCCAAUAACACUUGUUAUUUUGGAAAGUAAUGCCAUAACAUAAUUGUUAAUUUACAAUGUUACUUUACAAUGUUACAAUUGUUAAGUGUUCCUGUGUU
Messenger RNA from Carassius gibelio (silver crucian carp), 5274 nucleotides. RefSeq lists its product as uncharacterized. The record is from RefSeq and is a predicted model, not a curated record. Gene Ontology annotation, molecular function: nucleic acid binding. NCBI's taxonomy places the organism in Eukaryota, Metazoa, Chordata, Actinopteri, Cypriniformes, Cyprinidae. Gene Ontology annotation, biological process: DNA integration. The coding region runs from base 1190 to 2929 and encodes 579 amino acids. The transcript is spliced from 2 exons.